This is a messenger RNA of Rhipicephalus sanguineus (brown dog tick), 859 nucleotides long. RefSeq names its product balbiani ring protein 3. NCBI's taxonomy places the organism in Eukaryota, Metazoa, Arthropoda, Arachnida, Ixodida, Ixodidae. The coding region runs from base 61 to 768 and encodes 235 amino acids. The transcript has 6 exons. Gene Ontology annotation, molecular function: growth factor activity; growth factor receptor binding. Gene Ontology annotation, cellular component: membrane. Gene Ontology annotation, biological process: positive regulation of cell population proliferation; positive regulation of protein autophosphorylation. The record is from RefSeq and is a predicted model, not a curated record.
AAUCCGCCAGACCGACGUGCCAUACCGUGGCGGCAGCGUGCCGGUUUACAGACACACAACAUGCGCGUCGCGUGGUUGGCGCUGGUCUUGUGCGCCACGGCAUCAGCCUCAGUAUCUAUAUCGCGCAAGGAACUCUACCGUGAGAUUAUCCGGCAGCUGUCGCCCAAGCAUCUCCGUAAGAAUACGAUCGGUCACGGUCCUGUCUUCUACGACUACCAGGAUGUUUUCGCUGCGCCCAGUGACGAGGAGCCGUUGUGCGUGGCAGCGGCUGUGUUGGCCGAGGACCGGCGUGCAACGUGCCGACCGCGCAAGCAGCUUGUGCCGUUGCCACCGGGGCCGCCCGAAGUGCUGCGCUUCCCAAGGCUGGUGGAGCUAAAGCGCUGCGAAGGGGCUUGCGACCACGGGGGACGCCACUGCUGGCCCACGGUCAAGAACAGCGUCAACAUCAAGGUGGUGAGAGUGAAUGUGACUGAGGGCAAGACACAGGCCCAGUGUGCUGAAGAAAUCAUGGAGGAACAUGUGAAGUGCAGCUGCAAGUGCCCUGUCGACAAAUCCCGCUGCAGCCCAAAUCAGGUGUACGUGGCAUCAGAAUGCACAUGCCUCUGUCCAGACCUGCAGAAGCUGCACCAGUGCAAAGGAAUGAAUCGAACAUGGGAUCCAGAGCAGUGCACGUGUGUUUGCAUGGAAGGGGAGCAGGACUGCUCCACAGGCUACUACUUCAGCAAACAUGAGUGCAGAUGCAUGCCAGUCGAAGACUACGAUUUCUAGUUCACAAUUUCUACCACAGAUAAUUUUGUACUAACACUCCUCUUUCUGCUGCUAAGAGAAACACACGGUGCUUUACAAUAAAAACUGUGAC